Molecule: messenger RNA, 1062 nt
Organism: Arachis stenosperma
Lineage: Eukaryota; Viridiplantae; Streptophyta; Magnoliopsida; Fabales; Fabaceae
Exons: 3
Coding region: 1-1062 (353 amino acids)
Source: RefSeq, a predicted model, not a curated record
AUGGUAUCAGCAACGGAUGCAUCACCGCGAACUAUUGACCUUGAUGAUUCAAGGUUGACUGAGCAGAAGAUGGGGGUUUUUAAGUACCGUAAGGGUCAAAGUACCAUCAUCGAGGACAUUGACAGCGAUCGUUGGUCUUUGUUUGAGGCCUCUGAAGAACUAAAGCAGUUUGGUUACUUGCAGGCCAACAUUGUUGCAUUGUGGUAUAAAGAUCCAAGCUUUGAUGAUUUGGAGACUUGCUUGGAGAUGCUGAAGGGUGACACAGAAGCAAUCGAGAUGUGCAACAUUGCUGGGUUACGGGGCUUGGUAGAGUUGUAUGUGGUUCAUGAUGUGGGCGAUGCCGAGUCGUUUCCAGAAGUGGGUUACGUUGACAUUAGGGGAGUUGCAGAAGAGGGAACAGAUGAUGGGCUUGGCUUGGUUUUUUUCGAAGGGCACAAGGCUGAGGCAGCAAGGGCCAGUGCCGAACCUAAUGAGGCAACCGAGGGUGGAGAUGGGGGGGAUGAGUUUGAGGUAGAUGGAAGUGAGUCCAAUGAUGAAGACAGUGAGGACCCUGAGUACAUGCCAUUUGAUGAGCAGGGGGACAGUGCAGGAGAGGUGCACUUCACUGAUAGUGAUGAGGAUUUUGAGGGUGAUAGUGGAUUUGAUGAUGGUAAUUCUGUACCGAAAAAAGCUACUGCUGGCAAGGAAAAGGGUAAAGGUAUAAAUAAGUUUAGUGAUGAGGAUGGAGCAGAUAGUGAUGAGUUGGAGAUGGACCACAUGAUUGGUGGGGAUGAGGGGGAUGAUGACAAUGCUGAGAAUGAUGCUGAUGAUAUAUCAAAUCGUGUGGGUCAAAGGUUUCCAGUUCAUAAACCUUUGAAGGAUAUGAGCAGCUAUAGAUGGGAGAUAGGGACACUUUAUGCAUCCAAACAAGAAUUUAAGGAGACUUUGCUCGCAUAUGCAGUUCAUACAGCUAGGAGCAUCAAAUUUAAGAAGUGUGAUUUGGUCAAGGUUAGAGCUGUGUGUCAGAAGGACUGUCUAUUUUGGCACUAUGCACAUAGGGUUGGGGAUGAAUCCACCUGGUAG